AUGUCGAGCGCAGCCGCCAGAUCGGAGUCGGGCGCUGGCCCGGCCACCGCUCAUGAGCUAGCCAUGCAGCAGCCACCGCAGCAGCCACCGCAGCAGCAGGAGGUGGUCGCCGCCGCGGCUGAGGUGCAGGCGCCACCACCGGGAUCAGUGGUGGUGGCCGCGGCUGAAGUGCCUGCGCCGGUGGUCGUGGCCACGGCUGAGGUGCCCGCACAGGCGCCCGGGGCGGUACUCACCAUCGUGAUCUCGAAGCCGGAGGAGGAGGAGGCGCGCGAGCAAAAGGGCGUCGCUCCGGCCUCUCUGCCCCCUCUGGAGGUCGGGGAUGCCAGCGCCAUGGUUGCCGUGGCGGCCGCGAAGGAGGCAGAGCUGGCGAGAUCCGACAGCUUCGACGAGCAAUGCAGAGUUUGUCAGCAAAAGUCAGAAGAACCUUUGGUAGACCUUGGAUGCAGAUGUCGUGGUGAUCUUUCAAAAGCUCACCGCACUUGUAUUGAUGUCUGGUUCCGUACUAGAGGUUCAAACAAGUGUGAGAUAUGCCAGCAAGUUGCUGUCAACAUACCUCCUCCAGAGACACAAGCAAGUACAAGUUAUUGGGUUUGGAGGGUUGAUUCAGCUUAUGGAAGGGGCCGAGGAGGACGUGAAAGGGGAUGGUUUAGCCCACUCUGGGUUGCAUUUGCAAUUCUGAUUGGUGGUCUAUUAUUGGAUGUGCUGAUAUCUGUUUCUCUUGGUGUUUCCGCACUUCCUGUGAACAUAAUAAUUGGUGUUCUGAUUGUUCUCGGCUUGGGCACUGCCCUUCGACUAGCUCUCGAGUGCUGCCAGGAGUUUGGCUCGAGGAGAAGCAUGCCAAGGAUGGAAAACAUGGCACCCAGUGGGUACCACCCCGGAGUAUAG
Messenger RNA from Triticum turgidum subsp. durum (durum wheat), 885 nucleotides. The record is from the annotation of a GenBank genome assembly. Lineage: Eukaryota; Viridiplantae; Streptophyta; Magnoliopsida; Poales; Poaceae.